AUGCAAUAUCCGAUGUGAGCCUUUUUUAACAUUGUAUGACCGAUAACUGCAUGAAUGUGAUUCCCAGGUAGAAGAAGGAGGAGGAUGCGUUUACCGGGAGAUGCUUAUUUAGCACUCGUUGUCCACCAUCGGAAACGGGCGGGUCCAGUGCGCAGCUCGUGUCCACGGGUGUUCGCGUCACGCCCCUGCCGAUAGUCAGGAUACACCAGUCCUCCAUUAAGAACACUCAGGCCAUUUACUUGAAAUACCUGGCGCCGAAAAGAGCAUCCGGUUAGACGCCUCCUAUUCUCUCACAUUUUUUACACCUUAUUCUUUGACUACACUUGCUUUAAGGACUAAGAUACAGUCGGGCGCCCUGCUCGAUGCGGAUUUUGAGAUGCUAUAUACGAGCUUUGCUUAUCUUGGCCUCAGCCUCUAGUUCCCGGCAACCUGUUCGCUUUCCUGCUGAACAGAAGUAACGUAUUGCACGUUGUGUCUCGCCUUUCGUAGAUGUCCGGGAGUUCGGCAAACAAAGGCAAUUUCUCAACAAUCUGCAAACAGUGACUAAUCUCAGGAAAUAUUGACCAAGAUUUUGAAAUGCGUUUUCGAUUAGGAGGGAUUUCUUACGUGGGUCUCUGGUAUUCCGCGUGAUUCACCGUACCGACACCACAGGUACUAGCUGAAACUCCAGACGCGUGUUUUGCCGAUACCUCGCCGCUGCAUAACACAGCUGCGAGGCGUUCGGCUCAUCAGUGUGUCUUCUCGUAGGUAGUCGCUUCACAUUUAUACCCGAGCGUAUCAUCCCAGACGAGAUCAGUGAGGGUAGUAAGGAGUAUCCGGAGGCUGCGGUAUACCUACGAUGCGGCUAUGCUUUGCGGCUGAAUAUUUGUUCACUGGAUGCCGAACAUUCGUCGCGUGUGUUCGUAGCUAGCGCGGCAAUGGCUUCGCCGAUCAUGUCCAAAUGGCUAAUUUCCAUGCUUAAUGUUGACACUAAGUUGUCAGUCAGUAGUUGAAUUUGCCACCCGGCGCGCUUCCCUAAAGCUGAGGAUCCUUCCGGAAGUAAUUGCUCAGCCGAAGAAUCAACCUUAAUUCUGCAUGCGGAGGGGCGAGCGCUGCAUUUGAUAAUCAGCUGUGAGCCCGAGAACCGUUACUCAAGUAGCUGGUGAGUUACGCCCAGAAAAAUGAACGAAUGCCUCGGGCGCUCGAUUAGUCUUCGUGUCGACGUUUGGCUCUGCAGCCUCACUUCAUUGAUAACACAUGGGGUUAGCUUCCUAAAACAAUUUUACUUAGCAUACCUAGUUUAGCCACCCGCUGGAUCAGGAAGGAAAAGCGAGCACAAGCAGAGCUCGAAGCACGAGCAGGGAAGCGCUUGAAGGUGACGUGCUCACAUUCUCCUCCUGACACAGCCACUCGCUCGAUUAGUAGGUUAUGGAGGGUGCAAUCCCAACUGAAGGACCACGGAGGAAACCGCGUGGUAAUUCGCAGCACAAGGCCACUGUAAUAGAACCAACGGAGUUCCGCACCGUCCGAACAAUUCCAUUAGCAAGCCCACUUAGCCACUCGGCGCAGGCAGGGUUCGAAGCACGUGCAGGAAAGCGCGUGUGAACUGACACCUGCUGUAACCGAGGCUGGCUUGUAAGCAUUCCCGCCCUCGAGACACAGACAUUCGCCGGAUUAAAAUGGUAAGACAGGCGCAAACACGUAACAUAUGUAAGGUUAGCAUACUUGCAUGUACUAAAAUUGCUUUAGGAAUUUGAUAUCAAUGAAGCGGGGCUGCAGAGCCAAACCUCGCCGUCUUCUUGCCUUCUCAGGCACAUCUGGAACUCGGACGUUCCCCUCCGUUCGACAUCUGUUUACUAAGGGUAUCUAUGGUCUCUCCUCAAUAUUUAGCAGGGAAGUGGUGUCCGAUAAAUAAGGGGUACACUAAAUGUCAUCCCUUUGGUAACUUAUGCGCAAUCCGGGCUCACAACAGAAGAUUUUUGACAAUCGUUACCGCAGGAGGCUAUCGUGGUUUGUAAAACAGAAUAUGUUCAAAACGAAAAGCUUUAGCACCACCCAUGGACUCUUGAUGAACCAGUAAUAGAUUAUCGUACUAAAAAUUUUUAAUGCCCACUUUGGUCGCCAUCAGGGGCUCCUCCCAUUCCUAGGCAUCCCAUGAAUCCCUAAAGGCACAUGAUAAUAUCUCGUUUCUGACGACGACCAGUUUAGUUUGAUAUGGCUUGAAUGUUCCUGCUGGGGUAUAAUGUCGGUGGCGUUACGGAUGACUCGGAGAUGUAAAUGGAAACCUAUCCUGUCCCACAGUUGUCUUAGGCAAUGCGGAAGGCAUAAGCAUGUUUGGCUGGAUAUCUGGUAUACCGUUGGUAUUUUUGCUGUGGCAAGUCUGUUUAGGCAGGUAUUGCCUUAAUCUCAUAAAGUUUGGCAUUCUGAACGAGAUUGCUGUGAGAAUAACCUUAAAUAAGACGAAGAACGUGAGCGACCGUCGGUCCUAAGUCCAGCCCAGGAGCCGACCUAUUUAAACACAUUUUAGCAUGACCCCAGAUGUUUCUUUCCAAAGAACAGCCCUGAACAGGGAUUUUGGUGAUUCCUUAUGCUACUUCUCCCUGGCUUCUACGCGAUUCCCCUCUUUUAUUUUCUUUAAGUCGGAAACUUGAACUGGGCGUGGGUGAGACCAUCGACUCCAUCCGAUUCAACUCUGGUUGGCUGAUCGAUCGCAUUGACUUUACCACUAAUCACAAACGUGUCCUCAGCUGCGGAAGCAGCAGCGGUGGUGGUCUGCGCCAGGUGACCCGAGAUGCCAGUUUUCAGCGCUACGACGACCCCUCGUACAGCAGUCAGGGCUGGGGAGAGUGGCGACAACCGGCGCUGGCACUUCAUGGUUUUGCCUAUACUCUCAUCAGCACCCUCGGCAAGAUUGCCUGGGUGGAUGUACAGUUCCUUUUUUCCGGACUAAAUGAGACGGCCGCUCAACUAAUUGACUCGUCAAAGGUUAAGCUAUCCAUUUGA
This is a messenger RNA of Spirometra erinaceieuropaei, 2982 nucleotides long. The record is from the annotation of a GenBank genome assembly. Lineage: Eukaryota; Metazoa; Platyhelminthes; Cestoda; Diphyllobothriidea; Diphyllobothriidae.